Messenger RNA from Phytophthora sojae, 1131 nucleotides. RefSeq lists its product as hypothetical. NCBI's taxonomy places the organism in Eukaryota, Oomycota, Peronosporomycetes, Peronosporales, Peronosporaceae. The record is from RefSeq and is a predicted model, not a curated record. The transcript has 4 exons. The coding region runs from base 1 to 1131 and encodes 376 amino acids.
AUGAAUGAUCGUCCAGUGCUGACUCUACUUGGUGUCUGUGAUAUCUAUCCUACUGGGUGGUUUGAGACUAUCGCUAGCGUGAUCGCAGACCCAGUACAGACGGCAAUCACCCACAGGAUCCUCAAGUCUUUGCGUAUUGUAUCAGUGCUGGACUUCUUCGCUCGCAUUGGUGUGAACAUGUUUCUCUGCGUGCGCUUGCAUUAUAUUGUGGGCCUUCUCCACGACUCGAGUUGGCGGAAGAUACAUCCUUAUAAUGUUGAUGCCAAGCACCGCUACCUCGCUGGAGCAGUCUUCUUGUGUCUUGCUGCAAUGGUCGUGAUAUUCGUCGAGGAGAGCCUCCGCACCUCAACGCUUGCAUGCAAGCCCCACGAAGAAUGCCGAGUGAAUGUGUGGCGAUGGACAAACCUUCCGUCUGAUUCCUUAAUACAAUGCCCAUGCUUGACAAUGAUCGAUGAAGAUAAAACCCCGAAGCCUUACGCGGAGUGGAUUCGGCCAAAGGACUUGACCGAAAAAGUUGCGCAGCGAGCUGGAACAGGAGACCUCCAAACGAUUCAGCUUACCAAUCGAUUCCUGUCUGUUUUGCCGUCCGAGCUACAAUGGUGCGAGCAGCUCAAACACGUGUCAUUGAUUUACACGCACAUCGUGGAGCUACCCGACUGGUUCAAAGACUUUACCAAGCUGGAGUAUCUGCACAUCGAAGGCAUUCCCGAACACUCGCUGCUACCACUGCCAGACGACUCGUUCAGUUCCAUGCCCUCGCUAACGUUUAUUCACCUGGCCUGCCAUCCAUCGCUGGCGGUUCUUCCUUCAUUCGACGGCCUCAUGGGACUGAAAUCGCUGACGCUGGCGGUGCUGCUUUCAUUGACCGAACUACCAUCUUUUGAACAUCUCGACAGCCUCGAGAGACUGCAACUGUCGAGCAUGACCAGCCUCACACGUUUACCAGAUCUGCCACCGGUUUCCACCACACUCAAGUCGUUCGUGGUAUCCGAUCGCGGAACUGGUGCUGCAAUGGCUUUCUGGGCACGUGCAACUUGCAGGAUCCUCUUUGUGGUGUACACCCAGUAUUUGAGACGCCAGCAGCGUCGUGUCUGGCGGAUAAUACUGCUACACCAGGUACUAUUGCUGUAG